AUGAUCAUUGUGCACGUCAACGACCGGCUCGGCACCAAGGCGGCGAUCCCGUGCCUGGCGUCCGACUCGAUCAAGAACUUCAAGAUCAUGGUGGCGGCGCGCAUCGGGCGCGAGCCGCACGAGAUCAUGCUGCGCAGGCAGGGGAUGCGCCCGUUCAAGGACAUGCUCACGCUGGCCGACUAUGAGAUUAGCAAUGGUGUGCAGCUUGAUCUCGAGGUCGAUACUGGCGACUGA
This is a messenger RNA of Microdochium trichocladiopsis, 234 nucleotides long. Its product is annotated as ubiquitin-related domain-containing protein. The transcript has a single exon. Gene Ontology annotation, biological process: mRNA splicing, via spliceosome; protein modification process. The record is from RefSeq and is a predicted model, not a curated record. Lineage: Eukaryota; Fungi; Ascomycota; Sordariomycetes; Xylariales; Microdochiaceae. Gene Ontology annotation, cellular component: nucleus; cytoplasm. Gene Ontology annotation, molecular function: protein tag activity. Bases 1 to 234 code for a protein of 77 amino acids.